Molecule: messenger RNA, 321 nt
Organism: Knipowitschia caucasica
Lineage: Eukaryota; Metazoa; Chordata; Actinopteri; Gobiiformes; Gobiidae
Source: the annotation of a GenBank genome assembly
AUGUCCUCGCCGCCAAAGGAGAAAGUGGAGAUGAAAGGAGGACAUCUUCCUGCAGUGAAAGCCGGAGGCAUGAGGAUAGUGCAGAAGCACCAGCCGACUCCAAUCCCAGAACCUCCUCAGAAGACCGAGGAGGAGGAGGAAGAGUAUGAGAGCAGCAGCCCACCAAAGCCUGCAGUCAUUGUCUCUGGAGUGGUUACAAAGGGAGAUAAGGACUUCACACCUGCAGCUGCCCAGGUGGCCCACCAAAAGCCCGCGCCGGGAGUCCCAAAGCUGCCCCCCGCCCAGCACCACAACCAGCAAAUCCACCAGCCCCGCAAGUGA